Molecule: messenger RNA, 2527 nt
Organism: Loa loa (African eye worm)
Lineage: Eukaryota; Metazoa; Nematoda; Chromadorea; Rhabditida; Onchocercidae
Product: paraspeckle component 1
Exons: 9
Coding region: 8-1783 (591 amino acids)
Biological process (GO): regulation of DNA-templated transcription
Cellular component (GO): nucleus
Molecular function (GO): RNA binding
Source: RefSeq, a predicted model, not a curated record
UUACAGAAUGAGUGAUCGAGGACGUAAUGAUGGUGAUAUAAAACGGAACAGCGUGAGUAGUGGAAGACCAGCUAGUGGUAGCAAUGCAAGUCCACGUAAUGUUGCAAAGGAGGAGCGUGCAGAGAGAAAUGAGCGUGAUCGUACUGGCCGAACAUCUUCCAACGAAAGGCAUCAUCAUCGAUCAAGUGAAUACCAGUACAACAAUUCUUCAAGUAACAUGGGAGGACCAUCUGGUGGACAACCGAAUCGUGGGAUGGGGAUGGGGCCAGGCAGUGGUGGUGGUGGUCGAGGACCAAUGAAUAUGAUGUCUUCGAUGAAUGUCCUUUCCGGGCAAGCGUUUAGUGAAACUGAUCUGAUGAGUGAUUUACCCAAAAAGAAAUUCACUGGUCGAUGCCGUUUAUUUGUUGGUAAUUUGCCGAAUGAUCUGAAAGAGCAAGAACUCAAGGAACUUUUCGCACCUCACGGCGACAUCGCCGAAUGCUAUCUGAGUGGCAAAGGAUUUGCUUUUUUACGAUUGGAUACACGUGCUCAUGCAGAAAGUGCUAAAGAAGCUAUUGAUGGCAAAAUAAUACAUGGACGUCCAGUUCGUGUACGAUUUGCGGUCCAUGGUGCAGCGUUGAGAGUAAAGGAACUUUCACCAACUGUAUCGAAUGAAAUGCUUUAUCAUGCAUUUUCGGCAUUUGGUGAAGUAGAACGAGCAGUUCAUAUAGUUGACGAAAAGGGCAAGCCAACCGGAGAAGGGAUUGUAGAAUUUGAGCGGAAGCCAUCGGCUAAUGAGGCACUUCAUCAGAUACGGGAAAAAGUAUUCUUAUUAACGGCAAGUCCGAAACCGUUAGUUGUGGAGAUGUUGGAGCCACGUGAUGAAGACGAUGGUCUCGCCGAACGUAUGAUACAGCGCAGCGCAAUGCUUCAAAAGGAACGAGAAGUGGGCCCACGAUUUCCACCGGCAAACAGCUUCGAAUACGUAUUCGGGUUAAAAUGGAAGGAGCUAUAUGAGGUGGAAAGACAGCGUAGAGCUCAACUGGAAGAAGAGCUCAAGGAAGCUCGUAGACGCUUGGAAGCUGAUAUGGAUCUCGCUUACCAGGAUUAUCAAACUCAGUUGCUCCGUGAAGAUCUCGCACGUCGUCAACAGGAGCUUGAGCGAUUAGAAGCUGCAAAACGUGAGCGUAUGGCACAGGUAGCGGCACGUCGUGGUGAAAUGCCUACCCUGUUGGGUAAUUUAACCGGUGGACCAUCUGGUCCGCAAGGUAUGGCGAAUGGGCCAGGUGGAAUGUCUGGUGGGCCACCACCACGUGAAUUUUUCGUUGCCGGUUCUGGCGGAGGAGGUUCGCACUCGCAACACAGAGGGCCAUUCAAUUCAAGUGGACAAGGUGGACCUGAAGGACCAAGAGGACAAGAAAUGAUAGGCCGAGGUCCGCCUGAUAUGCAACGCGGUGGACCACCGCAAAUGGACAAUCCAGGAAGGGGACCACCUUUCCAGCAAGGCGGACCCGGUGGACAUGUCAAUCAAGGAGGCGGCCCUGAUCCGACGCUCGUACAAGGCGUCCAGAAAUUGCUACAGAUAUUUCGUGCUGAUGCCCCAAGACCUGGUGGACCGCAACAGGGAGUGCCACCUUCUUUUGGUACUCCAGGCGGUCCUGGACCUGGUGGUUUUCGAGGACCAGGGGGACCGGGACCAAUGGGACCUGGGAAUUUCGGAAUGCAAAGUGGGCCACCAGGAGGUUUUCAUCGUGGACCACCAAUGGGUGGCGAUUUCCCAGCUGAGAAGCGGAUACGACGAUAAGUCACAAAUUGCUUUCUGUUCUAUUUUUCUGUUUUAUUUUUAAUAGUGUUUACAUUGCUGAGAUUUUUAUAUGUCUUCUGUUAAUUUGUUCACGUGAUUUUCUGUGUAAUUGAGCCAAGAAAAAAACUGAAUUUUUUCCAUAAGGGAUGUUUACAUUGCUUUGAUGUAGAAAGGCAUGUUGAAUCAAGAAUAUGUAACAAAUUUGUAACAAGGUACUCAUCCUUAUACUUUAUUUUUUCAAGUGGUGUUUUCAUUUCUCGUUUUCUUAUCCUCAAUCAUUCAGAGCAUUAUGCUUGAAUGCCUGUAUGCGUGCAUUUUUCGUCAGUUGCACAGUUCUGUUAUCCAUGUGUUGUGCUCCUUAUUGAUGAAGUUUUUGUAAGAAGUAAAAUAAGCGUUUUUCUUUCAGUAACUCUAAGCACUUCCAGUUAGUUUACUUCUUGCCCUUGAUAAUUUUAUUUUUCUGAACAGGUCGUGAUUGCCUGUUUCUAAGAUUAUUUGAAGGUAGCGUGAUAUAAUCCACGCGAAGUUGACUGUUACUCAUUCAAGUUGUUUCAUGGAAGUAUAAGGUAUAAAUUGUUUGAUUUUCUGAAACAGAAACCUGGAUAUGAUUAGGAGCAGACACUGACGAAACGAGGUUGAAGUGAAUUAACGUGUUAAUUGUGUGAUGGGACAAAUUAGCUAGAGUACCGCUACUAGCUAGGGUACCGAGGAUGUAUAUUGUCGAAAUUUUUGGAGCAGGGGUGU